GCUCGCCCACAGUGCCCAGUAUACUACGGGCCCGGCUUCAGCUCUACCGCCAUCUCUAUCAGCGGCCUCGAAGGGCUCCAAGAGGAACAUCUCCGACGAUUCGUGGGUGUUUUCACCGCUUGAUACUAGCAUCACGGGACUCACGCCGAUCGCCAUCCACCGGCGCCAUAGAUCCGUUAGAAAACUCCUACAGGCGAUAGAGGGUAGGUCUGAUCCGGCGAUAUGGCAUCACUUCAUACAGGUGCAUAAUCAAGGCCUCACGCAUCAGUUAUCUGCCGGAGAGUUCUCCUCGGUAUUACUUUCGCUACGGCCGAGACGGUACCUAUCCUUACGACCUCGGCAUUACAUGGACGAGUACGGCCGCGGACAAGUCCACAAAGUGAAUUAUAGUUUCAAAGAGUUCCGGUCGAGGCUGGGGAUUGUCACCCAGGCGAUGCAGCGGCACGGGUACCGGUUGGGCAUCAUCGAGUACUGCCAUUUGCUGGACUGUGCGAGGGCCGGCGGUGACGUGAGUAUGGCGGAUGAUCUCUGGCGUCAGAUAGUCGCCCGGGAAGACCUGACGCCGGAUACGUGGACUUAUAACUGCUAUGUUGCCGCAAAAGUCGGAACCAUAGCUACCCAGCGGGGCGUCCGCAUGUCCCAGUGGAUGAUGCAGAGCCGGCGGACCGUAACCGCGAAGCACAUGCGACUGUUCGCAUCACAAAUGUACGCCCGAAUGAUCCGGGGGGCUGUGCAUCCCAACAGCAUGACCUUCGAUCUCCUGAUCAUAGCUAUGUCUCGCGCGGGGGAUAUGGGGGGUGUAAAGGAGUUGCUUAUGAGAGUAUGGGGCAUGAACGUCAAUGGCCUGGCGGAAUCCGAUAACAAUCUGGGCUCUGAACCGCCUACCGUUUCCCCUGACUCCGACAUAUAUCCUACGCAGCACACACUAGCCACAUUCUCGAUGUGCUUCGGUUCGAACAACGACAUCGAGACAGCGAUCAGAGUCGUCGACCAUGUAUCCCGUAGAUAUAAAGUCCCGAUAUCACUACCCGCCUGGAUCAACCUGCUGAACUGGACAUACACUCUCACUCGUCCGCCCGCGCGGGCCAUGCCAGCUCAAUCCGUGCUGGAAAUCUGGGAAAUCAUGAGGGCACCGCCAUACAACGUUAACCCGACGAUAGAAAUGUACGACUACCUCGUCCGGUCCCUCAUCUCGCGGCAAUACGUCUCCCCCGCAGAGGACAAGAUGAGGGAAGCGGUGGGGAUGUACGCCGAUAUACUCCAGCGCUCCGUAGACCUCGACAGGAGGUACGGCACCGCCGUCGGCGAAACAAGCUUCGAUACAGCGGUCCGGCAGACCGAAGUGCUGAAGGAGAUCGCUGUCGUCAAGAGGGAAUUGCACCGCUUCCGGUCCAUGAUGCGGCGGUGGGUAGAGCUGUUGAUUCUGGGAAAGGGCAUGAAUGCGGAGUACACGCGCAGGAAGGUGCCAGAGAUCGUGGCGGCGUGGGCGCACUUCUUGGGCGGGAGGGCGGUCUACGCUGCUGACUCAGGAUAUAUUGUGCUAGAUCUUGGGCAGGACAAGGAGUGGGUCCCCCUACCGAUUCGGCGGAGGAAGAGGCCAUGGACACCGCUGGGGACUGGGGCCAAGGAAGUGGAUUAUCUAGACUAGAUGGGUUGGAUUGGGGGUAGUUUGGCGGCGUUAUGGGAAGUGGAGCGAUUAGAGGGGUUGGCUGUUAUGAUAUAUCGUUAAAUGUUUAAAGGC
Messenger RNA from Tuber aestivum (summer truffle), 1741 nucleotides. The record is from the annotation of a GenBank genome assembly. Lineage: Eukaryota; Fungi; Ascomycota; Pezizomycetes; Pezizales; Tuberaceae.